Sorex fumeus (smoky shrew) is the source of this 2431-nucleotide messenger RNA. RefSeq lists its product as uncharacterized. The record is from RefSeq and is a predicted model, not a curated record. The coding region runs from base 11 to 2431 and encodes 806 amino acids. Lineage: Eukaryota; Metazoa; Chordata; Mammalia; Eulipotyphla; Soricidae. The transcript has 16 exons.
GCAACAGAAAAUGAGAACAUUUCCUGAUUACGAUUCUGCAGUGGCCAAAGGGGGGACUUUGGGUUUGGCCGGAAGAGGCAUGGCCUUGAAGAAGAGAGCCAACUGGACUUCCUUUAUAAAGAUUAAACCAAAAUGUGAUCCUUGGCAAAGGAAGCUUUUGACUAAACUAAAAGAAGGAAGAAGGAUAGAUGUAUUAAUGCAACUCCAAGCAAAAUUUUUGAAGAUUUCCCAGCCUGAGCGAGUAAUGCAAGUGCUCCAAGCUCAUGCUGCAAAGACACUCUUGCUGGGCUCCUCACAUUCAACUUCUGCAGCUUCCCAAGAUCUGCACCAGGACAGUUAUGACCAAAUAUGGGAGAAUAUUUACAGCAACAUCAACCUGUAUAAGAAUGAAACUUUGAAGGAACACGAUCUCCUAGUGGAAGGGCAUGGAAACAGCCAGGCCUCAACAAGUCUCAGUCUACAUGUGGAUGGACUGGGGGAGCAGAGAAAAGAAACAAGGUACAGUUAUGUGACGACCCUACAGCUGCUGGGCCUGGAUGAUGGGUGUGCACCUAGUGACAGGAAUCCUGUCCUGAGAAGAGGGACCUACCUGUCCUUUCUGUACCUACGUCACCUGCGAAUCAGGGAGCUGCAGCGCAUCUGCUUAGGGAUUCUCAACUACUUCAGAUCCAUUGAGCGAACGCUGACCAUCAACACUGCGGGUCUGACCAGGGUUGCUGGGAACUUGGUCCAGACCCUGGAAGACAGCUCCGGGGUGAAUGCGGCCAGAGGAGGUUUGGGCACUCUGCAAGGUCUUGGAUCUGACCACUAUGUCCACAGGACACCUGCCGAGCACAGGGUCCAUAGUGCCCAUUUCAUGGAGUUCUCUGAAGUAGAGAACCAGGACGACUACUACAGUGUGGAGGCAGGCUGCAUCCACACCCAGGACCCACAAGGAGUGCAUGUCAUUUAUGACCAAGCUUUGAGGGACCUGCAGGAGCUGGAGACAGAGCUGCUGCUCAUUGCCAGCCAUUACAUCGAGAAAGAAAAAGGUCACAAAGGUGACAGUGCAUCUACUGCUGACGGGGGAUGGGCACAUGCGGAGGUGGACAGGUUUGCUGUGCUGACCGACCUGUGGACGUGGGAGGCAGCUCUUUUAGAAAACAAGCGCCAGCUUCUUGGCUGUUACUUUGAAGCCUACCAGCAUGCCCUGGACCCAGAAGAGAGGUCUGCCUUAGCGCAGGUGAUCACCGAUGUCAUGCACAGGCGGCCCAAGUUCGAUCUCCGCCACUCCUACUUCAUCAGGGCUUACCAGGAUGAACAGGCCUGCCUACAGCUAAUGCUGCAGCUCGUGAGGGGCAUCCUUAACCAGCAGAUAGAGUGUCAGCGGGAGUAUGUCCAGAGGCUUUGGCGAGAAGAUGAUACAGAUGACAGCGAUAAGUUUGGACUGCCAUUGAACAUCAUUCGUCAACAACUUAUUUCCAUCAACAAUAGCUGCCCAACUUUGAAAAACAUUUAUCUGCUGGAGUUCCACCCUUCCCUGGGGCUGGCAUCACUCAUCCCCAGAGCCCUUGAACACCUCCUUCAGGAGGCCUGCCAUGCCUGCAAACCCGCAUCUGCAGGCCACCUGGCCUUGCUGGAAAGACGUGUGCUUUGGCUGGCCCUGGAGGUGUGGCUCAGCCCCACCAACCCGGAGACCUGGUACAGCGCCCAACUCAGGAAAGAUCUCUUUUCCACUAAAGUGAUGGGCGACCCCUUUCUCGUCGGGGAGACGGGUCUGCUGGCACUCAAGUCGGCAGCCAACACAGGGCAGAGUCAAGGCAAACAUUGUCCCGCGCUGCUCCUGGAGACGUUUUCCAAACUUCUAGAACUUUUGACGCUCCGUCACCGGCUGAUAGAGAUGAGUCUGGCCAGUGUACACUUAGCCCGUCUCUAUAAAGAGCUGGCAUGGGAGAUGGGGUUUGAAGAGUUCCAUUUGCAUCUGAGACCUGUUCACUUUGAAUUUGCAUCACUCAAGGACAAGGCAGACUGUGCUUCCUCUGUCUUCAUAACCUCUGUGCUGGAGGACAGUGACCAUGUGGACAGAUAUGCUCCAACUACUUUCGUCUUAGCCAUCUCUGAAGUAGAUGAUAACCAAGUGGGCAAAUUCAGUUUCUGUACAAAAGAAGCCAUUCUUAAGCUCUUAUUCCACUCAGGAGUGGAAAAUAUGCAAGUAGUCCUGGCGUGCCAAGCUGCUCAGAAGAAUGCUUUGAUGGUGGCCGUGCAGCAGGCAUUCUCCUACCACAGGUCCCAAGGGGGCUGCCCUGCACAUGUCAAGGUCAGCCUGAGGCUGCUGCCCCCCCCCACCUCCCCACUAGGAUCAUUCAAAUGCAUGAGUUUAACAAGAUUAUUCUAUCUCUACAUCUACUGCAUUAAUACUAUUGAAAUCAAGAGUAAAAUACGGAGAGGGUAA